CAUCUACCUAAGUAUACGAUAUAUCAAUCUACUAUGAAGGCUCAUGAGUAAAACUUGUUCGAAAAUAAGUACAGAGAAUCUUUUAUUUAUCUUUCGCGAAUAUCAGAUUAAACGAGAAAAGAAAGAUUUAAACAGGAUCCACAUUCAUAUGCAUGAAUGAUGCGUUAAACAAUGUAAUCGAAGUGACUAUCAGUGACAGCAACAUUAGGGAUAAAUGAAAAAUCGUGCAGCGUAUUGAAGGAAGUAGAGUGGAAUGCGUUGAAAAAAGUAAAAGCAAGAUGGAGCUACGAAAUGGAUUUAGUUUUGUCUUACUAUAAAACCAUUACUACUUCGUGGUAAAUAUCGUGUAGUUGGAUUGGCUGAAUGGAUACGUAGAAGAAAUACGAAUGAACGAAGAUACUAUUGCGUUAUGAUUUGUCUUUCAUAUUGGUCAAUUAUUUUAAUUAUUUUAUAAAAGAUGAUUUGUAUAUACAUGAACAUGUUAUUUAUAAUGAAACAGAAGUCAUUCAGUCAGAAUGAAAGUAACCGCCGUUAACGAAACGGCAACGAACGUGUGUAUAAAAUUUAAAGAUGUCAGAACGUGUUUAAAUUGUCGUUAUUGUGGAAUUGACAAUGGAAGAUUUUAACGAUGGUGUGGAUGGUAAAUUGGCUUUUAGAAUGCGAAAAGUCAAUCCAGAACAAUUUCACACUCUCGUCAAAAUGCAUCUAUCUUUUGAAUUGGACCUCAAUACCGAGGACAAUGAUUGCAUCAAUGAAAAGACAAAGUUGAAAAAGUGGGGUCUCUUAAGCUUCUCAAAGAAACCUAAGUCAACAAUUAAUUUACAAAAAGGAGUUGAAGGUGCUAGCUUAUCUGAAGAUGGAAUAAAUCAAGUAAAACAGUUGAUAGAAUAUUUAUCUAAAGAACAAAAUAUUAUACAAGAAGGUAUAUUUCGACGUACUGGUAAAUUAACAAGGCAACAAGAUUUAAAAACUGCAUUGUAUCAAGGCAUUCCAUUGAAUCUUAAUGAUGGCCGAUACAGUGUACAUGAUUGUGCAUCAGUAUUAAAAGGAUUUUUGGCUGAAUUACCAGAGCCAUUGUUAUCAGAUUUGCAUUAUCCUGCACAUUGUCAAAUUGCUGAAUUAUGUAGUUCUGAUUUAAGUGGGAAUGAUGCAAGGUUAUUAAGAUCUCUGCAACUACUUUUAUUACUUCUACCAUCUAUAAACAGAGUUUUACUUAAGUAUGUCUUGAAUCUUCUGAAUAAGACAGCUAGUUUUGAAUCUAAUAAUAAAAUGAACUGUGAUAGCCUUGCUACACUUUUUACACCACAUUUAAUGUGUCCAAGAAAAUUAUCACCAGAAGCUUUACAUAUCAAUUCUCAAAAUUUAUCAUGUUUAGUUGCCUUCAUGAUUAAAAAGGAAAAUGAACUAUUUGAAAUUCCACCAAAAUUAGCUACAGAUAUCAGAGCAUAUUGGGUAGAGCAAGAAAGAAAAUUACUAAGCCCUAAAAAUAUAGAUUUAAAUGAAUCUAUACCAGAUACAACAGGUACAGCACACACAGUAUUCAGUUUUGUGGAUCAUAAAUUAACAGCAAAAGCAAAUUCUACGCAAGAUACUCAGGCAGCAUUAGCACAACUGUAUGCUCACAUACAAGCUAUGCCAGAGUCAGCUAAAAAACGUAGGCUUGUAAAACAAUUUAAUAAAGAAAAUGGUCAAGGUACACCAAGACAAGUUAAACAUUUUCGCACUAAAAGUCUUGGAGAUUCAAUUAAAAAACACAUAUUCCAGAAAAAGAUUUUGGGGCAUAAAAAAUUUGAUAUUAAUGUAGGUUGUAAUAUCACUAGAUCAAGUAGUGAAGAAAACAUAUUGUCAUCGAAUCUAGAAAAAUCAUUACUUCAAACAAAAGUAUUACUUAGCAAAUCAGAUGAUGAGCUUAGCAUGGAAAAUUAUGAUACAAAUAAUGAUAGCCUUCUUCAUACUAAACAUAUUAGUAAUAGUACUGGUAGUCUUAAUACUCCCACAUUAAGGAGUUAUAAAGACAAGAGAAAGGCUAUAUUGAUGAAAUUUGUAAAUAUAAAUGAGGAACAAAUAGUUCAAUAUCAUGAUUGGAAUAUAAAUAAAUCAGAUAAAGGAUCAUAUAUAGAUGAAUCCAUAAAUUCAAAGUCAAGUAACGCGAACAUAUCUUUGCAAGAUUCUAACAAGGAAUUAAGAGGGGAGAAUAAUACUGCAAUUAAUACUGAUAGAUUAUCUAGACAUCUCAGUGAACCACCAGAUAUAUAUUCUUCUCAAAGUACUUUGUAUGAAACAAGUCAAAAUGAAUUAUAUAGACAAAGUUCAGAACCUACAUUUUCAGUGUCAGAAGCAACUCAUACAGAAAUGAUACCUGUAGCUAAGUAUAGCGAAGAGAACAAAAAAGCAGUGGAACAUUCAAAAAUGGAAUCACACUCUGAUAAUGCAUGUGUUCAUUUAUCUCCUGUUGUGAAGAAUAGACUUUGGAAUGUAUAUGUUGCCCACACAUCAACGCCAUCAAAUUUAUUACGCAAAAGCUUAGUUACUAAUGACUACAUGUUAACUCCUAUUACUAACAAUGAUAAGAGCAUGAGCCCAAUUACGCAAAGUGCUACUAAAAUGACAAAAGCUAUGCAGGAAACAAUGAUGACACCCCGAUCUAGAAAACCAGUAAUGAUGGUUUCUGGAUCAAACCUAUGUAAUCUCGCUUCUGUCAAUAAUAGUUGGAAUCAACAGAGUAAUAACAUACAUGGUCCAAACCUUGAUAUUAUUGGUCCAAUAAAUUGUACUUCAAUUCUAGAAGAAUCUCAAAAGCCCAAUAACACAGACAGCGAAAUUGUAUACAACGAAGUUAUUGACUUGGAAGAUAAAGAAAAUUUAAACAAAAAUACAACAGAGAAAAGAAGAUUUGUUACAUCAAUUACCGAUGACUAUUACACAAUCAAACAACAAAGUACAAUGUCUAUAACAAGCACAUUUAGGGAAUAUUUAUUGUCUAGAAGUGUGUUAACUGCUAGUCCUGUAGAUCUCAGUUUUUCGUCGCGUACUGGAGAUUUUGAACAAUCAGAAUCCGACUUAAAUAUUUUAAAUGAGGAUGGCCUUUCUGAAAGCUUACUUUGUUGUUUAAAUGGAAAUCAACCUGAAUCUGAUACUUCUGGUAUUGCAUCUGGUAGUACUAAUAGCGCGAAUUCGUCGGAGAAGAAUGAGGAAGUGGCAAGUUCGCCAAGAAAACGAGCAACUAGUUUACAGCGUAAUGAUUCUAAGAAAUCAAUAAAAGAAUCUAGAAAAUUAAGAAACAUACAAGGACAAGGUUUCAGAAAUAAGCAAUUAAGCGAAUCAACAUUAAAUUCUGUAAAAAUAAAAGACACAUUUCAAGAAACUUCAUUUUGACAAAGUGAUAUAAUCACGAUAUAUACCAAAAUCAACGUGUUUAAACAUAUUAUGACAUUAAUAAUUUAUUCAUUUCUAUACAUAUCUUUAUGCAUACUUUUUCGCUUUAAUAAUACCUUUUACUUUGAAAAGAGAUAUUAAUAUAAAAACUUAUGAUAUCAAUAGGUUUUCUUAUGAAUGGUAUGAAAACAAAAUUUUAAAGUUUACUUUCAUUAUAUAACUUUCUAUUUUUUAAAACUUCCAUUACUUCUGUAUUUCUAUAAUAAAGAUUAAAAUAUAU
This is a messenger RNA of Bombus pyrosoma, 3655 nucleotides long. RefSeq lists its product as uncharacterized. Gene Ontology annotation, cellular component: cytoplasm. The coding region runs from base 613 to 3375 and encodes 920 amino acids. Gene Ontology annotation, molecular function: GTPase activator activity. Gene Ontology annotation, biological process: regulation of small GTPase mediated signal transduction; signal transduction. The record is from RefSeq and is a predicted model, not a curated record. The transcript has 8 exons. NCBI's taxonomy places the organism in Eukaryota, Metazoa, Arthropoda, Insecta, Hymenoptera, Apidae.